Varroa destructor (honeybee mite) is the source of this 1925-nucleotide messenger RNA. Its product is annotated as small ribosomal subunit protein eS19-like. Gene Ontology annotation, cellular component: cytosolic small ribosomal subunit; ribosome. Lineage: Eukaryota; Metazoa; Arthropoda; Arachnida; Mesostigmata; Varroidae. Gene Ontology annotation, molecular function: RNA binding; structural constituent of ribosome. Gene Ontology annotation, biological process: translation; ribosomal small subunit assembly. The record is from RefSeq and is a predicted model, not a curated record.
AGCAAAGUGUGUGAUAAUUUUUACCAAAAAUUGGUGCUACUGUGAAUUCUGUGGUCAAAUUUUACUAAGAUUCACUCCUUCUGGCAAGCCGGUUGUUGAUGAGUCAUAAAAAAACAGUAGUUGCUACAUAUCGGAAAACGAGUUUCAUUUUUUAGAAGACCACGUUCUGUUUAGUGUGCGUGUAUAUGUAUGAGCUUCUUACCUGCACUCGAUCGUGCGCCAAGAAAAAUCUACCUGGAUAACCGGAUAAAGUGUUGGAGUAGCUAAUAUCCUGCUCUAACGAAAAUCUUAUUCUGCGUGAAAUAGUGAAAUGCCAUCCAUCACGGUAAAGGACGUUGAUCAGCACGAGUUCGUGGUCGGUAUGGCCGCGUUCCUCAAAAAGUCUGGCAAAGUAAAUGUUCCAGAGUGGACGGAUAUUGCCAAAACUGGAAUCUACAAAGAGUUGUGCCCUAAUGACCCCGACUGGUUUUACAUACGCUGUGCUGCACUUUUGCGCCAGCUUUACACGCGUGGCCAGAUCGGUAUUGGUCGCCUGACCCAGGUAUAUGGUGGACGUUAUCGUCGUGGAGUGCGUCCAUCACACUUUUGCCACGCCUCGACCUCCGUCAUUCGGAAGGCUCUGCGCGCCCUCGAACAAAUGAAGCUCGUCGAGAAAGAUACUGGCGAUAAGGGUGGACGUCGCCUGUCCAAGCAAGGCCGCAGGGACUGUGAUCGUAUUGCUGCCCAGGUCGAAAAAAAAUCGACUAUGCUCGUUGGAAAGUAGUUCCCCCGUUGUCCAUCUCCGGGUGAAAUAAACUGCAAAAAAAUAAACAAGUGUUUUCAGUUCAGGAGUGUAAAACAAGUCGCUAGGUUUUCAUAAUGACCAAUAACUAAUUAUUGUGGAUUAACAGGAAACGAGAGAAUCAGUUGUUGGCCAUCCUAACAGGCAGACUUGUAAAAAAAAAACGCCCAAAAGUUAACGUUUUCGGGGUACAGCUUCGCCUGUCUAGAUGUUACUAAUAAAUCGUACUUCGGGUAUAUGAAAGUUUGUGAUUCUAGUGUGUGUUAAUCAGCUCUUAUGGAUUUAAUUACCCUAAAAUUGUUGCGACUUGUACGUUUAUAAUGAGUAUAAAAAUUUCCAUUGUAAAUUUUCAUAAAUUUACAAACAUACAAGUCAGAGAUCGUACCAAUGUGCACCUCUCCAGCAAGACUGGAACGAGUUUGAACAGCAUUUAAAUUUUUCUAUCCAUUGUAGGAUUGUUAGAGAUCUUGCACACUUAUCGAGUCUUCAACGCCCGGUAGCUGUAAUCUGAGUUUAUUUUUUACUCUACCAGAUUUAUAUUUCUUAAAUAAAUUUACAUAUCCGCUUUUUUAAACUAGUAGAACCUUACAGGACUGUAGAACUGAAUAGUAAAUAUUGAGCUCGAGCUUCUGGUUCUUAUCGAUAAGAAUUAGAUCAGUUUUUUGCUAUUGCGUUAGACGUCAAGCAGAUCUCCAUUAUACGAUAGUACUGUGCUGCCCGUGGGGUAUUUUCAAAACAACAUUACUACCGCGUUGCUGCUAAGCAGCAUAGUUAAGUGUAGACACGAUUAGAAAUACUGUACGAGCGCUUUAAUCAGCACUUCAUGCCUCACGGUUUGACAAGCAAACGUGUUAGCUAGCCUAAAGGUUAAGGUUAAUCAGACACUCGGAUAUAAAUACGUUUGUAUGCCAUUUGCUAAUUUAAUUUGAUUGACAUUACAUUUGACUACAGCACCGGUCCCAUGCAAUGCGGUAUUACAACACAACUUGUAAUACACUUAAGACAACCAAUACUAGCUGUGUGUGCAUCACCAUCUGUGUAUAAUGACGAAUAUAGUCAUCCAUUGUACGACAGAAUAGUUUUUAGGGAAUAGCUGAUAAAGUUCCAAAAUAAACGGGUAAAAGCGACAUCAUUGUUCCCUUCA